Gryllus bimaculatus (two-spotted cricket) is the source of this 942-nucleotide messenger RNA. The record is from the annotation of a GenBank genome assembly. Lineage: Eukaryota; Metazoa; Arthropoda; Insecta; Orthoptera; Gryllidae.
UGGCAGUCGCGGGGAAGUGCGACGCACGCCGACACCUACGCCGUCCAAGGAGCUGCCGCUGUCUGUGCCUGUGCCUGCGCCGUGUCCGCGUGUGACGUGCCGCGAAUAGAGAAGGCCGUUUCGGCAACCUUUUGGACAACGCACGAUUAUUGCAUUCUGAACAGUUAGUUGCGCGGCGAGCGGCGUGGCUAGAGGAUUGCCUGCCUGCCACCUGCCCUCCAGGAGACGAGUCCAAGUGACCGCAGCGCUCACCUUAAAGCUGGCCGACAGCUUAUCGCUUUGAGAGCGGGAGGUGGUCAGUCGUGUGUUGUUCUUCUUCGGUGUUCUCAACUGCGAUACGACGGUAGUGUACGAAGAGCGGGGAGUGAGAGAAAAGUGAAAAAAAAUCGAUGCUUUGUAAAUGUCGAGUUCGAACUCGUAAAGUGCGCCAUGACUUCGCAUGCGAGCAACCUGCCACAGGUGGCAGAAGAAGACGAAAUGUACGAGCGAAAGGACGAUCCUGUUGAUCACCUAUGCUUUCAGGUGAACAUCGCUUUGAAGCCCCUGGAUGACGCGGCCCUCCCACCUGCGUUGUCGACCCCGCCGCGACGCCGGGGUGUGCGCCGUCUGUUGCCGCCGCUUGUAACUUCCAGCGCCGGGCAGUGGAUGCGGCCGGCGCCCACGUCGCCUACGGCGCCCCCGCGCCACCGCCGCCUGCUGCCCGGCGCGUGCGUCUCGGCCUCCGCCUCCGGCAGCCCCCCCGGCGGCCUGUGCGACCUCGCCGCCUGCACCGCCUCCACGGCCUCCUUCGUCAGCGGCCUCGCCCUCCGCGCAGUAAUAGACACCUGUAUGAGGAAACGAAUUUCUGAUGUUACUGGUGAAAUAAAAAAAAAUACAAUAUCAACAUGUCAUAUGAUCCAUUGGUUUUUUGUGCUGAAGAUGCGUGCGCCUGUAGUAAACUAU